This is a messenger RNA of Gadus chalcogrammus (walleye pollock), 951 nucleotides long. It is a transcript of the gene scrt1a, whose product is annotated as scratch family zinc finger 1a. NCBI's taxonomy places the organism in Eukaryota, Metazoa, Chordata, Actinopteri, Gadiformes, Gadidae. Gene Ontology annotation, biological process: regulation of DNA-templated transcription. The coding region runs from base 1 to 951 and encodes 316 amino acids. The record is from RefSeq and is a predicted model, not a curated record. The transcript has 3 exons. Gene Ontology annotation, molecular function: DNA-binding transcription factor activity, RNA polymerase II-specific; RNA polymerase II cis-regulatory region sequence-specific DNA binding.
AUGCCCCGCUCUUUCCUCGUGAAGAAAGUCAAGUUGGAUGAUUUCGCGGCGGCCGACCUGGAGAGCGCGUACGGCCGCAGAGAGGAGCACACGCUCAGCCUGCGUUUCCACCACCAUGACAAAGGCUACAUCAGUGACUAUCUGAGCCCGUCGCCGUAUGACGUGGUGGUGGACAGCAACGCCACGGCCGCCGGCGUCCUCUCCUCCAAGGUGCCCUCGCCGAGCCACCACCCGGCCAUCCUCUACGACCGCCUGCAUGACACCGACUACGGCGGUCUCCACGGCGACUCGGACCAGCCCGACAGCCCGCGCUCCGAGGCGUCGUCCGAGUCGGUGGCGUCCGAGUCGGCGGCCAGCAGCGGCAGUGGCGGCGGCGGCGGCGGCGGCUACAUCAACGGCGACGCGGCCGUCAGCGAUGGCUACGCCGUCGACGCAUUCUUCAUCACGGACGGGCGCUCGCGGCGGAAAGCGCUGGGGAACCCCCGCAGCAUCCAGAGACACACGUGCGGCGAGUGCGGCAAGACGUACGCCACGUCCUCCAACCUGAGCCGCCACAAGCAGACGCACCGCAGCAUCGACAGCAAGAUGGCCAAGAAGUGCCCGACCUGUGGGAAGGUGUACGUGUCCAUGCCCGCCAUGGCCAUGCACCUGCUGACCCACGACCUCAAGCACAAGUGUGACGUGUGCAGCAAGGCUUUCAGCCGGCCGUGGCUCCUGCAGGGCCACAUGCGCUCGCACACGGGCGAGAAGCCGUUCGGCUGCGCGCACUGCGGGAAGGCGUUCGCCGACCGCUCCAACCUGCGCGCCCACAUGCAGACGCACUCGGCCUUCAAACACUACAAGUGCAAGCGCUGCGACAAGACGUUUGCGCUCAAGAGCUACCUGAACAAGCACUACGAGUCGGCGUGCUUCAAGGGGGCCUUCUCGCCGCUCAGCUCUCUGGGGGACUGA